Molecule: messenger RNA, 932 nt
Organism: Halichondria panicea
Lineage: Eukaryota; Metazoa; Porifera; Demospongiae; Suberitida; Halichondriidae
Exons: 6
Coding region: 174-917 (247 amino acids)
Source: RefSeq, a predicted model, not a curated record
AUCUUCUCAGCACUAAUAAGAUAUCGCUAAACUUUAGUUGGACACCGCCAUUAUUACCCAAUGGAGUACUGACUACUUACACGGCGUGUGUGAGUCAGACAGCUCUCCUAGAUAACGAGGAACCAGUGUCAAACAGUGGAGCGUCUUUCUGUGAGCAUGAUAUUGAAGGUGAUAUGACUUCGGCAAUGAAAGAGUUCAACUUUUUCAGAGAUGGUGAUUCUUACUGCCUGACCAUUCAGAUCAGACCUCGCAAUGAUUAUGUGUUUGGGGAAUGGAGUGAGCCUUCUCUGAUCUAUCUUGGAGUACCAGGCUCCUGUACAGACCCUCUACCCACUGACCCUCCACCCACUACUGACCCACCCACUGACCCACCUACAACCAUGGAGAGUACAACAGACCCUCCAAACACGCCUUCUACUGGAGCUUUAAAACCCACCACCAAUCCUGUGAUCGUGAUUGGCGUGUCUGUAUUUGCUGCUGUGAUUGUUGUGCUUUGUGCCUGCAUCAUAUUCAUCUUAUUUUGCUACUGUGCGCGCAGGAGAAAAAGGAACUGGAGGCUCAAUAUUCUCCACGACCCGUCUGGGAUGGAUCUCAUGUUUAGUCGAGACCCUCAUCGCCACCUGCUCACUCAAACACCCACUGACCCCCAAUUCCCUGAAAUUGACGAGUGGGAAAUAUCAGCAUCGGAGAUUAUCAUAGAGGACUCCUUAGGGGAGGGUGCUUUCGGAGAAGUGUACAAGGGUGUAGUCAAGGGGCCGAUAAGGUGUACCAGAGUGCAGCCUUCUUUGAGGAAUGCUAUUGCAGUACCUGUGGCUAUCAAGUUGCUCAAAGGUACGUACAAUAGUUAUGGAUCCAACAUUGUAGUUGGGAGAACUAUAUUAAACAACUACCACGUCAAUUGUGUGCUGAGCAUGUGAACAGAGUUACAUUUU